Molecule: messenger RNA, 1644 nt
Organism: Fusarium fujikuroi IMI 58289
Lineage: Eukaryota; Fungi; Ascomycota; Sordariomycetes; Hypocreales; Nectriaceae
Exons: 1
Coding region: 1-1644 (547 amino acids)
Source: RefSeq, a predicted model, not a curated record
AUGCCAGUCGAACACGUAUGUGUUAAUUGUAAGUCUGGCAUCCGCCGGGCAUUGGACUUCUACUGUAGGGGAUGCAGCUGGCGCAGUUCUGCUUGGGGCUGUUGCAACCUUUGCCUGAAAAGCCUCGACUCACUCGAAGGUAGAGGCUUCUGCUUCCGAUGUGUACCAAAACAAAGACAUGAGUUUUCGAACUUGCCACCUCUUGAGGAUUGGGAGCUGGCGAAGAGGGACGCCAUGUUUAUACUCACGUCCUUCUAUAGGCCAAUGCCUGUCUGUCUUUUUUGUCGCAAGUUCUCAGAUGGUGGUAUCGACUGUGGUGAGCACAGUGAUUUCGAUGAAGACAAUCGUCAAGAUGUUACCUCGAUUGUCUCCACAGAUGCCAUCAUGGUAGGGAAAUAUCCGCAGCCAAGCACCCACAGUUUCGCCUGGGAGCAACGACAGGGCGUUGUCGGUGGUAUCGAGCUUCCUUCUCUUGAGGACGCAGGUAUCACAAUGGACUGGUUCAUAGAACAGCUGAAGAUCGAGCAAGAAUGGGCCAAAUUGUAUCCUUAUGCGCUCUCACCAAUUGCAGAGUCCGGCAUCAUGUUCAUCAUGAGGACAAGCGCGCCCCAAGAUUCUUGGGACAAGAUGAAGACCCUGAUACUAGUCAACAAGUUCCUUAAUGGCUUGGUAUCAGGGUCUCAUACAGAACAUAACAACACCAGACUGAUCUUUCAUCCGUGGCCACAACCAGAGUUUAUGCCGAACAUCGACCCUCGCGGGUCCAUGAGACCAUCACCCCUGGAAUGUCCCAAGGCAAACCUCCAGGAGAUCUUUUCGACCUUUUUCGACCAUGUCCUCUGGACAAGAGCUACCGACGUUCACUCAUUCAAGAGCCAGAUUCCUCGCGACAUAUACGAUCACGUACGAUGUGCAUAUCGCGGGAAAGCACUGCUCUCACGUACCCUGGGGUGUCACCUUGCCGCUUCCGAUGCCCGCUUGAAUAUCAGUCCUGAACUCGUUGUAUAUGGACCAGCCAACGAUGGAACCGAUAGGCCUCAGCCUGUAACCAGCCUCAAGAACAGCCAGAUGGGCAGCACACCAGCACGGUUCAUCAACCCAGCUCUGCUCGCUGAAGAGUACGAACGCAGACACCCAUAUUGGUCCCAGCACAGACAGAGAAAGCCCUGGGAGCUGCCAGAGAGGUACUCCCACCACUCUGUAGAGGACCCGGUGAUGUCGCAAAUGAUUAUGCUGGGACAAAUCGAACAUUACAUCGAUCGAAACAAGCCGUGCUGGUCUGAUGAGAUCUCCGACGCCCGAAAAAACGACAUCGAGUGGCGAACGCAGCCCCAGCAUCCUCUUCUCCGCCACCCCCUAUCCAUGGUGAUGCAUACCAACGAUGGCCUCGGCCCACGAGAUACACCCUUGAAUGCGAUUACUGGUCCUUCGGGAAUUCCGCGUGCACCAAACUUCGGCAAUAGGCUACAACCUGCUCGAACAGAGAUCCCAGGGGAAGCAUUUCGCACUGCGACAAUGGAAUCGAACACCAUAAGUGAUCAAUUUCGAACACUUGAGCUCGAGGAUUUUGGGGAGGAAGACGAUUCCGAGAUGGAAGAGGAUGAUUCUGAAGACGAGAGUGACUCUGAGAUGAACGAAGAUUGA